Musa acuminata subsp. malaccensis (wild Malaysian banana) is the source of this 2750-nucleotide messenger RNA. RefSeq names its product protein tesmin/TSO1-like CXC 2. Gene Ontology annotation, molecular function: DNA-binding transcription factor activity. NCBI's taxonomy places the organism in Eukaryota, Viridiplantae, Streptophyta, Magnoliopsida, Zingiberales, Musaceae. The record is from RefSeq and is a predicted model, not a curated record.
GGAUGAGGAGGAGGAGCCAAAAAUAAUCGCAUUCCCGCCCUUGCCACCAAACUCCUCCUUCAAAUCUUGCAGCUCCGAGACUGAGAGGAAGGAGAAAGCAAAGUGGAGGAAGGGACGGGGAGGAAGGGGAGGGAGAUGCGGGUGAGCUCCCAGAGGGCGCCCAAGAGAGAUGGAGACGCCCCAGCGAGGCAAGACCGGCGGCGCGUCGCUCUCCAAGUUUGAGGAUUCACCCGUCUUCAACUUCAUCAAUAAUUUAUCUCCUAUCCGACCUGUUAAAUCAACCGAUUCAGCACAUAUUGCACAUACAUAUCAGUCAUUGAAUUUUGCUUCUCUUUCAUCUAUAUUUAGUUCACCACAUGCCAAUCCUCCAAGAGUUACCAGGAACUUGACAGGGCCUCCUUCCACAGAUUUAUCCAGACGUGAGGAAUUUUUGGAAAAUGUUGGUGAAAGUAGCCUAUGCUCAGAGGUUUCUGAUGUUGUUAGGCCAUCGAGAUUUACUGCCACCACACAGGAUAAUUGCAAUAUAACAUGUUCAUUCAAUGAGGCUGCCAUCGAUCCUCCUGAGCACUGUCCAAUCCUUCCAAGUACUCUUCCUCAGUCAUCGCAGUAUGAUUCUGGAAGUCCAGAUCAUAACACCAAAAUGAAAUUUGCGUUAGACUUAGGUCAUGCACCAGCAGAACUUGUUCCUUUUGUUCAGAAUGAUAUAGACAGACGAAAAAUUUUGUUUACCAUGGAGACUGGAGUUCAGGAAAAUCAUCCUCUUGAGCUGAACAAAGAUGAAGUGGAAGGGGUUCAGGAAAAUUUGAUCUUUGAUGAUGCUGAAGAUAUGUUGAUUUUUGAUUCAUUCAUGGAACCAGUGGUUCAUGAACGAGGAGGUGAGGAAGUCAUAGGCAAUGAUGUGACUUCUUUUGUUUCUUUAUUGUCAAAUUACACAGAGAAUGUUGAUAAACUACAGAAAACACAACCUGAUAUCCCUCAUCGUCCUUGUGUCCAAGAUAUCACCCAAGAUCUUCAAUUGAAAUGUAGUGAAGAUUCUAGGAAGAAGAAACCUGAAACAGAACAUGGCAAAAAAAUGCUCUCAGUAACUCACCAAAAUCAGGUUGAUGACAGCAAACAACAUGGCAUUCACAGACGCUGUUUGGUCUUUGAAGUAGCUGGUAUUUCUCAAAGGAACAUAUAUGGUGACUCAAGCCGCAACCAGUCAACUACUUUACCAUCCAAAAGCAGGAAUAUUUUUGAUGCCAACUUGAAGCCUGCCAUUAGUUCAUCACUGUGUGCUUUUCCUGGUAUUGGGUUACAUCUGAACGCUCUUGCUACAACAUCAAUGGAUAGAAUGGUCAAGAAUGAGAAACUGGCUCCCGGAAAACAACUAAUCACUAUGCCAUGCCCCAUUGAUCCCUUUGCAUCAGCAACAACUGGGAGGAACAGUCCACAGAAGUCCUUGGCUAUUGAAGCUGAUCUUUUGACCAGUGGUGAAAUUGAAGACCUUCAGGUUACAUAUGAUGCUGCUGCAAAGGAUAUUUCACUUGGCAAUUAUGAGGAGUUAAGUCAAGGUAGUCCAAAGAAGAAAAGAUGCAAGUCAGAAAAUGGAGGUGAAAGUGAAGGAUGCAAGCGUUGCAACUGUAAGAAGUCAAAAUGCCUGAAACUUUAUUGUGAGUGUUUUGCUGCUGGAGUUUACUGUUCCGAGCCUUGUUCAUGCCAAGGAUGUUUUAACAAACCCAUUCACGAGGAAACUGUCCUGGCUACUCGGAAGCAAAUAGAAUCUCGCAAUCCACUUGCAUUUGCCCCAAAAGUAAUUCGAACAUCUGAGGCUGGUGUGGAAAUGAGGGAUGAUGCUAACAAGACUCCUGCUUCAACACGACAUAAAAGAGGAUGCAAUUGUAAAAAGUCAAAUUGUCUGAAGAAAUACUGUGAAUGCUAUCAGUUUGGUGUUGGAUGCUCAAUCAGCUGCAGAUGUGAAGGAUGUAAAAAUGCAUUUGGAAGGAAAGAAGGUGUUGGAGAAAUUGAACAUGUGGAGGAAGAAACUGAUGCUUAUGACAAGGAAAAGGAAGGUCUAGAUGAUGGCCCACAAAUUGCUAAAGUCCAAAUCGAUGAACGUAAUUCUUUUGGAAAUAUAUUACCCAUUACACCUCACCAAAGUUGCAGGCGAUCGAUCAAACUGCCAUCUUCUUCAAGUGCAAAGCCACCACGAGUUAGCAAGCUUUCAAUUGGACGGUCUCCUGGAUUAUAUGGCUCUCACAUACUUUGGAAGUCUGAAAUCCUUCUCUCUCAAGAUAAAUCAGAGAACAAGAUCAAUGCAAAUUUCGAGGAUGACACUCCAAGUAUUCUAAAAUCCAAUGCAUCACCCACCACCGGUAUUAAGAUUGCUUCACCUAAUCGGAAGAGGGUCUCACCUCCACAUAUUGGAGUUGGCUUGUCACCACCAAACCGUAGAAGUUGCAGGAAACUGAUACUGAAAUCUAUUCCUCCCUUCCCUUCACUCGAUAACGAUGAUGCAUCCACUGAACAUCCAUUGAGCUACUCCCGCAACAGCUCUUUUAGUUCAUCUACUGUCAAUUGAUAUGUUGAGGUUUCUGUGGCAUCAGAUCUCAAUUGUUAUCAGUUGCUGCCCAUUGCAUUCCACGAGACUUGCAGUCUAUGGUAUAAAAGUAAUGUUCUUAUUGCAAGUAUUGUUAAUGGAAUGCAUUCAUAUGUACUUGAAAUAUGUUGUUCUUUGAUAUAUCAGUAUGUUCAUUACAGAUCUUUCGACA